Molecule: messenger RNA, 1925 nt
Organism: Caenorhabditis angaria
Lineage: Eukaryota; Metazoa; Nematoda; Chromadorea; Rhabditida; Rhabditidae
Source: the annotation of a GenBank genome assembly
AUGGCAAGUCAGGUGGGGGCCAUCAAUUCGGUCAACGCACUGAUUUCAAAAGUUUUUGUGCAACCAAAAGGAGAUUUGGUGAGUUGGCGAAAAUAAAAUUUUCAAAAACUUCUAGAAAUAAAUUUCAGAGUUUCUGAAAACUCAAAAAAUUUGAAACUUCCUUCUGAAGAAAUAUUUUUUGAAAUAAUUUAAUGUUACAAAUUAUUUCUAGUGACGAAAAAACCCAUUCGCGAAUAUUCUAAUUUUGUUUUGAAAAAUUCUGGACCUGAGAAUUCUCCGAAGGUUUAGAGAAAGUACAAAAUCAACAAUCCAAAGUUUUUAAAAUCAGAGUUUCCCGAAACUUUGUUUUUUCAGGCGGAUCGUCUCAAUUCCCGAAUCACAGUAUGCAUUCUAGCUGUUUCUAGUGGCCUUUUAAUGUCAACUCAUUUUAUCGGAGAUCCAAUAACUUGUUGGACACCGGCACAAUUCACUAAACAAUGGGUUGAUUUUGUCAAUCAAUAUUGUUUUGUUCAUGGCACUUAUUUUGUGCCUUUAAAUGAACAAUUGGCUUUUGAUGAUGAAGAAAGGUACGGUGAUUUUUUUAGUGGGAACUACAGUAAUCUAUGGUACUUGACUUGGAUAUGAGAAGGGUAAAUAAAUAAAUAAAGAAGAUCAGGGGUUUGAAAUAAAAAUACUUGUUACGUGAUUUUUGAAUUUACGUGAAAAAAAUCAUUUCUAAGUUUGUUUUCAAUGAGAAACCAGGUACAUCAAAUUCAGAAUACAAAUCCAAGUUCAAUUUUUUUUGCAGAAAGAAAGUAACAAUUCAAUAUUAUCAAUGGGUUCCAUAUGUUCUUGCACUUCAAGCUUUUCUAUUCUAUAUUCCUCGAUUUGUUUGGAAAUCGCUGAUUGCUCAUAGUGGAUAUGAUUUGGCUGCUGCUGUUCGAUAUGUUGAUGGAUUUUGGACAUCAAUCAAAAAUCAGGAUGCUACGUUUAAAUGUGAGUUUUUGAUGAUAUGUUAGGAGGGAAGGUUUCAAAGUAGUGAGACAAAACAUUGCUCAGAUUUUGGUUUAAAAAGUUAUCCUAACUUUGAGAACUGACAACUAUUCAAUGACGAAUGAACCUCAAAAAAAUCUUCCCUAAAAACGCAAAAAAAAUAAAUGACUUUAAAAUGUGUGCAAACACCAUAUUUAGGUGGCCGAGUAAUGUCGGGAAUUCAGCCAAAGCAACUAAAUUGCCCCAAUGAUAAUGAUUUUUGAAUCAUUUGAGCGCGUUCGUUGUAUUGGCCGAAUACCCGACAUUUCUCGGCCAUAUUGGUUUUAUAUUAUUAUCGAUUUAUUUUUUUUCCGAAAAGUAACUUUUGGAUUACAUUUUGAAUAAUAAAUAUUUUUGAGAAGUUCUUUCCAGUUUCAGUUCCACAACAUAUUAUUUUUUCCAGGCCGACUCGCUGCUUUCGAAGGUCGUCCUUCAGUCUACAUUUGGGAUGGACUUCGCCUUGCUCGAAAAAAGCGAAGCAAAGAUAUGGCUCUAUUUUACACUUUGGCUACCGUCCUUCAAUUUAUCAAUGCUUGGGCACAAUGGUAUAUUUUGAAUUCACUUCUCGAUUCUCCACUUUAUUCAUUCUGGGGACCAUCUUUAUUAACUGAUUUGGCGAAAGGCGAUGAUUGGCAAGUUACUGGACAUUUUCCAAGAGUUGUGCAUUGUGAUUUCAAUCGGAGAAGACCAGCUAGUGUUCAGGUUAGGAAUGGGAACAUGGGGUGGGCAGGGGGGGGGGGGCUAGAAAAAUUUAAAAGAUUUUUGAUCUUUCCAAUUUCGUAAACCCACAUAUUUUUAUAAAUUGUCAUGCGGAAAGAUUAUCUAUGCUUUUCUGAAUUUCCUACUUGGUUUCAAAAAUUUUUGAAAAAAAAUCACCAUCUGAUUUCGAUGAUUUUUUCUAGAAAAAAAAAUGA